Emiliania huxleyi CCMP1516 is the source of this 509-nucleotide messenger RNA. RefSeq lists its product as hypothetical. The transcript is spliced from 2 exons. NCBI's taxonomy places the organism in Eukaryota, Haptophyta, Isochrysidales, Noelaerhabdaceae. The record is from RefSeq and is a predicted model, not a curated record. The annotation marks the transcript as partial.
ACAAGAGAUGCUCGCCAGGACAUCCGCGGUUGCCAAGCUCGGCCAGCGCGCCGCCGCGCGCGGGAUGGGCGGUGGCAUGGGCGGCGGCGGGCACGCCAACAACCCGUGCUUCACGUUCCAGGCCGACUGGGCCAAGAACAAGUGGAAGGGCUACACCUUCGCCAUUAGCGUCUGGACGCUCGGCACCGUCAUCCCCUACUAUUGCUGCUGGUUUGCGCAACGCAAGGCUGGCGUCGAGUGGGUGUGAGGUGGGAGGGUGCCGCGCGCCGCUGCGCGCGCGGAGCGGCAGGCGGCGGCGGCUGCCCCGCAGGCGAUCGCCGCCCUCACGGCCGCGUGUGUGUUGUCUUCGGCUCAGAAGGAGUGCGCAGCGGCGAGACCGGCCUCUACCCCCCCCCCCCACCCCCCCUCUCCGGUGGCGGGUGAGACACUGUGCUGUCGCCUCCCGGCUCCCGCUGCGUGCCUGUGACUAGUGCGCGCCUCCUGUGCUUGCCGCAACAAUUCUUCCAAAU